Molecule: messenger RNA, 2007 nt
Organism: Clupea harengus (Atlantic herring)
Lineage: Eukaryota; Metazoa; Chordata; Actinopteri; Clupeiformes; Clupeidae
Product: protein boule-like
Exons: 12
Coding region: 470-1522 (350 amino acids)
Biological process (GO): 3'-UTR-mediated mRNA stabilization; positive regulation of translational initiation
Cellular component (GO): cytoplasm
Molecular function (GO): translation activator activity; mRNA 3'-UTR binding
Source: RefSeq, a predicted model, not a curated record
GCCAACCAAGGGCUAACCAAGGGAGAGAAUGACACAGAUGGCGGAACGAGGGGUCAAAGGAGAACAGAUGACAGAAAAGACGUGUAAGGAGAGGAGACUUGUGUGUCGGCAUGUGUGACAGUAUGGGGGCUCGACUCAGGGCUUGGGUAAGCUGGUAACUGAUACUGACCUGGAAUGUAAGUCCCUGCCACUGAGAGUAGAGUGACACAGUUCCCCUAUCCUAACACACACACACUCAAAAACACACACACACCCACACCCACUCACAGAAACACCACUUUUCAUUUUUUUGCCUUCCAAACUGCCUCUCUCAGGGCCAUGGAGAAAGACUUAAUAGAUCGCAGUCUGAGAGACUGAUGUCUACUGCCAAAUGUCAUACGUCUUUACAUCGGCGUUAUAUCUCCACCAUACCUGACACCAUCAGCAGCCAUACCCCUUCAGAUUGGUGCCAACCAUCCUUCUCUUUGACAUGGAUGACACAUCGACCCAGACCAGCCCUUCAUCCCAGAGUUCUGUCUCUUCGGACCACAACGCGCCCUUAACCUUACAUCAUGCUCCUCGGUUUGGGAGAGUAAUUCCAAAUCGCAUAUUUGUUGGUGGAAUUGACAUAAAGACAAAUGAGAGCGAUUUGAGGUGUUUUUUCUCCCAGCACGGUGCUGUCAAAGAAGUAAAGAUUGUCAUUGAUCGUGCUGGAGUGUCAAAGGGGUAUGGCUUUGUCACCUUUGAAACUCAAGAAGAUGCCCAGAAUAUCCUUAAGGAAGCUGACAGACUGUUCUUUCGGGACAAGAGACUCAACAUUGGCCAGGCCAUCCGCAAGCAGCAAGUGGGCAUGCACUCAGGUGGAUUUGCUGUGCCCAACCUCAACCCUGCCAUGGCCAUCCCUGCACCGUGCAACACCAUGUACCUCACCACCCCCACAGGCUAUCCCUACACAUACCACAACGGGGUGGCCUACUUCCAUCCUCCUGAGAUGACCACCUCUGCCUCACAUUGGCCUUCUCGAUCUAUGUCUGGGUCCCCUGUCAUGGUGGCCCACCCUGCUCCUCCAGUCUACCCUCAGCCUGCUUACCACCAUGCUUACCAGGCUCCUGCGCAGUGCGUGCCCACAACCCUUCAGUGGAACAUCCCCCAGUCUCCAGUGCCCUCUAGCCCUGUCCUGUACGUGCAGCCCUCUGACCUGCGCUACCAGCCUGUAGAGAUGCCUGCCGACGGGGGCUGCAUCCAGACCUCCAUCCCCCUGACAGAAGCCUCCAUGCCUGAGCAAACCCACAUGGAUCACAUGGUUCAGCCAGCGUAUCACCAGCUGUACCUACAUAAUCCAGCAGGAAUGGGACCCAUUAUGAUGCACCAAGAAACAGGAAAGGAACAGAGGUUCCACCCAACCAGGCGAGGGUUUCCUCACUCCCCCAUCAAUCUCAAGGGCCGGUGCAGCCGCGGCCCCCACUACACCCACCUGCGUAAGGACCACGCCGCUGAGCUGGCCGAGCUCUCCGCCUCGCAAGCUACUGAGCCACUCGGGUAAACAGAACCUACCCUGCCCCCCCACCACCCCCGACCCAUUCUCCACUGCACCUUCUCCUGCUCCAGCUGAAGGGCUACUCCCUACUACACGCCGCGCCACCUCUCCAUAUCUGUCCUCUCAAACGUCCAACAGGCGGCUCCAGCUGGCAACUGUCCUCGCAGCUGCCUGAAGUCACGCCACUCUUGGCUUCUUAGUAGUCACUGUACUCUGCUGUCCAGAUUGCAUGUAGACAGUGGAGACCCUCCAGUGCCUUAGACUUUCUCCACACUCCUCCUCCUUCUCCCACCAACCGUAUGCCAUAUAACGCACCCCACUCCUCAGUCAGGUCCCAACUGCUUUAUUGUCACCGCCUGUGCCUUAAACCACAACGCACUCCUCUGUCUAGAUCACCUGUGGGUGGCGCUCUACCUGCCACCCAGUGUUUCAAAGUCCUCUAUUCCAAUGUAAGAGCCCCUCUCUGCGUCACAUGACAACCCCCCCCACAC